UUGUGGCCACGCCCCUUUGUCGCCCACGUGGUUCCAGGGUUCCGGCUCGCCCGAGAGUCCGAACCACAGCAGCAGUGGCAGCAGCGGCGGUGGCGGCAACAUCACUACCAGCAUCGCUAACAUCAACAGCAUCACUAUCACUAACAACAACAUCACUAACAUCACCUAAAUCACUACCAGCAGCGGCAACACCACCAACAAAAGCAGCAGUGCAAGCAGCGGCGUGAACGCCAUGGAGCCUGAGGCGUCAGUUAAACUGGAGGACGAGGGACGCCACGUGGCGUGGAAACCUGGCUGGCUUGAAGCUGGAGGUCGAAGCUCUGGUUGUCGGAGCGGAUGAUUGGAAACCGGAGAUCGGUGACAUUAGAGUGAAGAUCGAACCGGACGAUGUGCCGGUUCUCAGAGCGGGUGACUUGAAGCAGGAGGUCGACGACAUCAGAGUGAAGAUCGAACCGGACGAUGGCAGGGAGGGUGAGGAGGGACGCUGGGCCUUCGCUCAGCCCUGCGCACAGCGGCUGGAGGUAGAGGUGAUGAUGGAUGACCCCUUGAAUGCAGGUGCACACGACGUGAAGGUCGAGCGUGACUGUGAAGCGAGCAUGGACACAAGGACAUUUGUGGACGUGGAGGUGGUGGUGGAUUACAUCGGCCGCUGCGGAGGUGACGUGAAGGUGAAGCGCGAUGAGGAAGAGGCAGCCGUGAGCACAAAGGCAUGGAUGGAUGUUGGGGCGCCGGUGGAUGACAAUGGCCACGGUCGGCCUCCUCCAUCAGCGCGCGAGACAGUGUCAGGCCCUCGCGUGGUCUCCGGGAGCGAGCGGAGGCCGGUGCUGCGCCCGUGCUCCGUGGUGCUGCGACUGCUGCGCCUGGACGAGGGCCGCCGCCCUAUGCCACGCCCUCGCGGCGGCGCCGAUGACAUCAUGGCUACGCAUGCUUGCGACCGCUGUCCGUACCGUGCGCGGAAGCGCCGGCAGCUCGUGGCGCACCUGCUUUCCCACACGGGCGAGAAGCCCUUCAAGUGUUCCACGUGUGGCAAGUCGUUUGCGAGCCUCAACAAUGUCAGGAGGCACCACGACACCGUCCACCUCGACCUGAGACCGUUCAAGUGCCCGCGUUGCGGCAAGCGCUUUACCUCCCGGACGUUCUUGCGGAUGCACAUGCUCAAGCACACGGGGGAGCGGCCUUAUGAGUGCGCGCGCUGUGGCAAGCUGUUCCGGCACAGGUCGUCGCUGAAUGUCCAUAAGCGCACGCACACGGGCGAGAAGCCCUUUGGUUGCGCCCAGUGCGGCAAGAUGUUCUCCCGGCAGCACCACCUCCGCCACCACGAGCUCACCCACACGGGUGAGAAGCCGUGCAAGUGCCCAUACUGCGGCCGCACGUUCUCCCACGCACACAACCUCAAGACCCACAUGCGCCUUCACACGGGGGAGAGGCCACACGCCUGCUCGUUCUGCGCAAAGACGUUUACCGAGACGGGCACCUUGAAGAAGCAUCUGCGCGUCCAUACCGGCGAGAAGCCCUUCCGCUGUUCGGAGUGCGGAAAGGCGUUCGCGCUGGCGACCAGCCGCAAUGUGCACGCGCGCAAGCACACGGGUGAGAAGCCCUACGGCUGCCCCGACUGUGGCCGUGCGUUCUCCACGUGCAGCGCAAUGAGGAGCCACCAGCGGACGAUGCACAACAGGAAAGGGGGAGCACCACGCGUGCGCUCAGUGCGGCAGGAAAUUAACAUGCCUGGGCCAUCUCAACAUGCAUGAGCGCAGCCAGAAGCGGAACAAGAAGUGCCACCGCCCAUGACAGGAGAGCUGAGGUCGCGGUGCAGGGCGGCCGCUAAUGUGCGAUCCCCAUUGAUAUCGGCACUUGUGUAUGACAUUAAUUAUUACAUUCCCUAAAAUAGUAAAUGAAUCGCACCUGCGGCAGAUGGCCCGUAGGCGUCCACUGCACAAUUCUUAAUUUCCACUUUCCUCUGUCCUGUGCCAAUAUGCUGAAGUCGUGCCACGUAUUUCUGGCACCAAUCUCUUAGAUUGUCGUCAAGCCAUUCUGUAUCAGGUCUUCCUCUCUUUCCACAUCCUUCCAUUUUUAUGAAUAGCCCAUUUUAAAUGUUCUUGUUGUCCAUCCUAUAUGUCCAAAUAGUGCCAGUUUCCUUCUCAUCACUGACUGCAUCAUCAAGUAGUCUUCUAUGUGCAACCUUUUUCUUCAACGUUGGUCACUCUUUGGGUCCAGCUUACUGGCAGUUUCCUUCUGUAGCAAUACAUUUCAAAUGCCAAUGUCUCAACAAUUGCACCCAUAUAAUAUUAACUAUAUCCAUAAGGGGGUGCCUUUUAUUAGUUUAGGGAAUAUAAUUAAUGUCGUCCACUCCGUGCCUGCCUGUAAAGGAGGAAAACAAGUGAGAGGAAACCGGGGAGAGGAUGACUGAAGGGACAAGGUAGGGAAUUACCGAAUAUAAUGGAGAGAUACUUCUAUAACAGAGCAGUCUCCUCAAUAGACAGAAGGUUGGGCUCAGAGAAAGAGGAAAGGACCAAAGGCCUUGGCAACUGGUCGACUGGAGUAGCCGCACCACACCGGUGCCUGAAAAACGUCACGACGCAGUCCUUAAAGAGCCGCAUGCGGCUCCCGAGCCACAGGCUCCCAACCCAUGCUCGAGCCACACUGCUCGCUAGAGCAUCUUAGCACGGUCCUCAUGGAUAGGGAGGAGGAAUCCUCGAGGAAUCCGGUAGGGUUCGAGGACUGAUUGCCUUUAAGGGUUGCUGCCCCCUCCCCACCGAUCUAUCUUCCUCCUGCUGCGUUUGGUUCGUUACUUCAUUCGUGUUUGAUUUUGUGUGUUGUGCUAGGCAUCACACACAAUACAAAGACAAAUAUCCCCUGCAUAACCUGAACAGAGUGUUGGGGCAAGUGCUGUUUAGCGAGCAGCACCUAUGAAGGGCUUGCAUGGCAUACAACACCACGCCCGGUCGCCAGUGGUGAGUCGACCCAGGGCAGGAUGCCCAAGACCGGUUAAGAUGAUCAUCGCCGGUGUUGGCCGUGAGUGGGAAUUGAACUCGGGUCGCCGGGUUCGUAUCGCAGCACGCUAAACUGCUACACCACUGCUCCCCCACACUCUGUCACUGACAACACGUCCCUCCCACCUGCCCCACCAGUCACACCCUCGCUCAAUCAACACGCAGUCGCCAAUUACUACCCUGUGAGUCACCGAACCUCCACAACACUCUACACCCUCCCUCAUUUUCUUCCCCCAACAUUCCGGCGUCUCUUCCACUUAAUCAGAAUGUCCUUAUACUAGAGGAUAAAUCCGAUGAGCUAUAAAGCUCUUUUUCACAAUGUCCAGUUAACAUGUUCCCGGAGGGAGGGCUGAUGAUGGGCUGCGUCAACCUCGCAAUCAACAUUUGUUGAACUUGCAAUCCUCCCGAUGCGUGAGCCGCCCUGGGUGAGUGGGUGGGUGGGUGAGUGAGUGGGUGAGUGAGUGGGUGGGUGGGUGAGUGAGUGGGUGAGUGAGUGGGUGGACAGGCGAGGCUGGUGAGUGAGUGGGUGAGUGGGUGGGUGAGUGAGUGGACAGGCGAGGCCGGGUGGGUGAGUGAGUGGACAGGCGAGGCCCUGGACAUUCACCCGCCCACGGAUGACCUCAUCACUGUAAUUGCUUUCACAACACGCGGCGUGUCUCCCGUCUACCCUGGGCACGUGCUUGGUGUCACAAUGAACGGGGACCCCCCCCCCCCAUCAUCAUCACUCGGACUAAUAUUGUUAAAUUAACCACGAAUUAUUUAGAUUAUUUUGCUGCUGUAAAUUAUCCAUGUGAUAAGCCACUUUACUCAGCUAUCAUUUGUGGCCAUUUCGCUUCUGAAAAACAAGUUAAUACCUUAGUGGCCUUUAACUGGCAAGUUAAAAAGAAUCAGUUUUAUAAUAUUUUUUCGUGAUUUGUUUACCUUUCCUAUAUUUUUUACUCCUAUUAUGUUGUAGCUUUCUGACCGUUCCCCCCCUGGACAUCCGUGAAAAAGAGCUUUACAGCUCAUCGGAUUCCUCCUGCAGUGUUAAUAAACAUUCUGAUUCUGAA
Petromyzon marinus (sea lamprey) is the source of this 4039-nucleotide messenger RNA. RefSeq lists its product as uncharacterized. Lineage: Eukaryota; Metazoa; Chordata; Hyperoartia; Petromyzontiformes; Petromyzontidae. Gene Ontology annotation, molecular function: RNA polymerase II cis-regulatory region sequence-specific DNA binding; DNA-binding transcription factor activity, RNA polymerase II-specific. Gene Ontology annotation, biological process: regulation of DNA-templated transcription. The record is from RefSeq and is a predicted model, not a curated record.